Molecule: messenger RNA, 3632 nt
Organism: Prunus mume (Japanese apricot)
Lineage: Eukaryota; Viridiplantae; Streptophyta; Magnoliopsida; Rosales; Rosaceae
Product: protein SUPPRESSOR OF PHYA-105 1
Biological process (GO): protein phosphorylation; photomorphogenesis
Molecular function (GO): protein binding; protein kinase activity; ATP binding
Source: RefSeq, a predicted model, not a curated record
UGCCAGACUUGCAAAAGCCUCUGAAUUUUGAAAACAAGCACCAGCAAAUGGAAAAUAUACAAACAGAGUAUAAACCACGACUGUUAUUAUAAUCAUAUAUAGAAAGGAUACCAGUCAACUUGGGAAAAUUUAAUCAUGUUCAUAUCACCACGUAAAAAGUUUUAGACACUGUUGGAGAUAUAUAUAUCAAUAUUCCACUUUUGUUAGUUUUUAAAAAGAAGAAGCUUUCCAUUUCAGCGUUUUUUGGUGGCUCUCUGUUCUGAGCUUGCAGGGGAUUUGGUGGGCUUGCUUGCCAUUGUUACUUUGCCUGGUACUUGAUUCAAUGGCCACUUCACCAGAAGUUAUUUAUAUCCAUUGAGUGAAGUGCAAAUGGAUGGUUUUGAUAGUUUGGUAGAUAAGAUGGCUGCGAAGGGUGUGGUGAGGAAUGAAAAACGUAAGCAAAAAGAUUGUGAUCCUUUUCUUAAACUGGAGGGUCCAAAUUUGUUGGAGUCACCAGUGUGCACAUUGGGAAUGGCAAGGAGCAAUUGGCCCGAGAGCUCGCCUAGGAAUUGCAGUGUUACAAUGGAGGGAAAGGAUUUGAGUCAAUGCGUAACUUCCUCAUCUGUAUUUGAGCCGCCCUGUAAGAGCUCCGGUUCCAUAAAUGGCACGGGGCUUGUGGUUGAGGAUAUGACAUUGAAACAUCAUAGGAAACCAAAUUCAGCUUUACUUAGUCCUAGUCAGGAAUGUUGGCAAGAUCCCGAUCCGGUAGCCAGUGCAUUUAGAAGUAAGAAUUUUCAUGGUGAUACUAUGUCACAGGACAAUGAUCAGACACAGUUGAGAGUAAGAAGUCAGCUUUUAGAAAUGCCUUCUCGCAUACGAAGUCUGAAGCCUUUGUUAAGCAAUCAUUCAGAGCAGGAACCAGACAAACUGUCUGCAUAUUUAGGGGUUGAGGACAGCAAGAUCAUGUCAAACAAUAUGCUAAGUAUCGCCAAAAAGCAACUGAAGACCCAAUCUAGUAAUAGCCAUUCUCAGACGGACCAGAAGGAAAAAAACCUGGGUUAUGGUUCUGAGGUAGCUUGUGAUGCACAGUUGAAAUCAAUUGUUAACAGUGAUCAGAUUUCUUCACAUGUGCUUGAUAGGUCUGGCCCAAAAUCUACCAGUAAUGGGAUUUGCUUGAGGGACUGGCUUAAACCUGGGGAACACAAAGUAGAUAUAGUUGAAAGCCUGCUCAUAUUUAGACAGAUUGUGGAGUUUGUGGAUUUUGCACACUCUCAAGGUGUCGUCUUGCAAGACUUACGACCAUCGCGCUUCAUUUUAUUUCCAUCGAAUAAGGUUAAAUACACAGGUUCAUCAGCCAUCCGAGAAUCAAAUAGUCUUAUGAACCGAGAUUUGAUUAUCAAAAGGCCAUCAGAGCAGGAUGCAUGUGCUGAACGUAUUUUAGGUGGAAAACAGCUAAAACUGAGUGAGGGUAAUGAGGAAAAGUUUUGCAUAGCUGGUCCACAAAAUUCUGGCUAUGGUGAACUCCAGUUUCAAAUGAAUUCGAGCUACCAAAAUGCAUUGGUUGCCGUACAGCAAAGAUCCAUUUCUGUAAUUGUUCAGUUGGAAGAGAAGUGGUAUACCAGUCCAGAGGAGCUCAAUGAGAGAGGUUCCACACUUUCAUCAAAUGUCUAUUGCCUUGGGGUUCUUCUUUUCGAGUUGCUGUGCCGUUGUGAAUCAUGGGAGGUGCAUUGCGUGGUGAUGUUGGAUUUGCACCAUCGAAUUCUGCCACCAAAGUUUCUUUCACAAAAUCCUCUGGAAGCUGGUUUUUGUUUUUUGCUUCUCCAUCCUGAACCUUUGGCUCGUCCAACAACAAGAGAAAUCCUGCAGUCUAAACUGAUAGGUGGAUACCAAGAAUCGGCUCGCUGUGAUGAUUUUUCAAAUUCUGCUGAUAAUGUUGAUGCUGAAUCAGAGCUAUUACUUAGUUUUCUUAUCCCAUUAAAAGAGAAGAAGCAAGGGCAUGCCUCUAAGUUGGUGGAAGUUAUAAGAUGCCUAGAAGAAGAUAUAAACAAGUUCGGGAGGAGGCAUUUAUCAGGGGAAUUUCCUAGUGAAAGAGAACAGGGGUUCUGUCUUGAAGACCCUGUAAGUUCAGGUGUUUCUUCUCGAUUAAUUGCCGCGUCAAACAUGAAUGAGACGCUCUUGAUGAAGAAUAUCAGUCAACUAGAGGAUGCUUACGCCUCCACAAGAUCCCAAAUGGGGAAAACAGAAACUGCUCCUGUAGCAUGCUCUUAUAAGGAGGUGUUAAACAAUCGAUACAGGUGGUGUCAUGUGCGAAAUCAUACUCAGGAUUCAAGCCUCAAUCAGAAAUCAGGUGAUCGGCUUGGAGCCUUUUUUGAUGGUGUUAGCAAGUUGGCUCGCCGUAGCAAGUUUGAAGUACGUGGGACAUUAAGAAAUGGGGAUCUUCUCAACUCUAGCAAUGUGAUUUGCUGUUUAAGUUUCGACUGUGAUGAGGAGUAUAUUGCUACAGCUGGAGUAUCAAAGAAAAUCAAGAUCUUUGAUUUUGCUGCGCUUGUAGACAAUUCUUUGGAUAUCCAUUAUCCUGUAGUUGAGAUGCCAAACAAAUCUAAGUUGAGCUGUGUUUGCUGGAACAACUACUUUAAGAACUAUCUAGCAUCAACAGAUUAUGAUGGGGUUGUACAGAUGUGGGAUGCAUCUACUGGUCAAGGAUUUUCUCAGUACGUAGAGCACCAAAGGAGGGCUUGGUCUGUCGACUUUUCUCAAGCUGACCCAAAAAAGUUUUCUAGUGGGAGUGAUGACUUUUCUGUGAAACUGUGGAGCAUCAAUGAGAAAAAAUCAAUAGGCACAAUCUGGAGCCCUGCUAAUGUCUGUUGCGUUCAGUUCUCUGCAUACUCUUCCAAUCUCUUGGUUUUUGGAUCUGCCGAUUACAAGAUCUACGGCUAUGAUCUUCGCCAUACUAGAAUCCCUUGGUGCACUUUACCUGGUCAUGGAAAAGCUGUUAGCUAUGUAAAAUUUGUAGAUGCUGAAACCCUUGUUUCUGCAUCCACGGACAACACUCUGAAGCUUUGGGAUCUUAACCAAGCAAUCUCAACUGGGUUGUCCUCCAAUGCCUGCAGCUUAACUUUUAGUGGUCAUACUAAUCAGAAGAAUUUUGUUGGUUUAUCUGUUUCGGAUGGAUACAUAGCAUGCGGCUCAGAAACGAACGAGGUUUAUAGUUAUUACAGAAGUCUACCCAUGCCAAUCACUUCACACAAAUUUGGAUCAAUUGAUCCAGUUUCUGGAAAUGAGGUUGGUGAUUAUAGCGGGCAGUUUGUCUCGAGUGUCUGUUGGAGAAAAAAGUCUAACAUAGUUGUUGCUGCCAACUCAACUGGAACUUUGAAAUUAUUACAGAUGGUGUGAGUAUAAGCUUGUUCCCUAAAUAAUCCAAGGAAUCUGUUCUUUCCUGAAAACAUUUUUUAUUAGCUUGCCUGUCCUGGAUUUACUUUUUCUUCUUCUUGGAAUGAAAAAUAUGAUUUGAAGCAGAAACUAGUCAGGUUGAAGACUACAUUGUAACAAAAAUUUAACAGAGCCAGCCCUAUGUGUCCUGGAUGUAUAUACAAUUAUGCGGAUAAAAGAAAUCGAUUAAAGGCUGAUUAUGGCAAGUGAACUUCAUGAAGAAA